AUGAGUUCAGAAAUACCGACGAAUGUCAAUGUUCCACCCGAAGAAAUACGUCAGUCGAUCGAUAAAACAGUCGGAUAUGUCCUCAAAAAUGGGCUAUCGUUUGAACAGCGCCUUUUAGCCAACAAUACUGAGCACAAAUUCGACUUUCUAACUCCGGAAAACGAAUACUACAACUAUUAUAAAUGGAAGAUUGAUGGAGGUAACACAACCAAUUCAAACAACACUACUUCUAAUGAUUUAUUGAAGUCUCAGUCUACAUCAGAAAAGGCAGAAACGAUGGAACGUCCUCGAAAAUUGAAAUUUCUUGUCGAUCUUCCAAAGAUUUCAGCACUCGAUCUUGAUAUCAUCAAGCUUACCGCACUCUACGUAGCCAAAAACGGAGAUGAGUAUGCCAAAAAACUUCAAAACCACGAGAUUAAAGUUGGAAACAGAGCCCAGUUUGAUUUCGUUAACGAAAAACAUUCGCUUAAUAAACUUUUCAGGCAAUACAUAGAUCAGUAUCUGAUCCUUCUUAAGUUCUACUCGAACCAGCCUGAAGAUGAAGAUGUAUUACAGAUAAAUGAGCAAUUGAACGAUGCAGACAAAAUGAUUUCUAAUGCUUACAAGAGAGCGCAGUACGACAAAAUGAACAAGGUUGAGAGAAAGGAGAAGCAAAAACUAAUCGAACAGAAGCAAGCUCACUUUGCAUCUAUAGAUUGGCAGGAUUUCGCCAUAGUUGGUAUGAUAGAAUUCGAUGCAAUAGACGAAGUCAAAGAAUUGCCAGCACCGUUAUCUCGAGAAAACUUGUUGUAUAGAUCUCUAGAGUCAAAGAGUAAAGACUUAGAGUUGCCAGCACCAGCACCAGUUUCAACUGCAAAGACAGAUGAAGAUAAAGUGAAAGUUGCUACAGUUUCAAAACCUCCAGCUAUCAAAGGUAUGAAAAUCAGAGCUGCUGGUGAAUCCAGAUUGAAGAAAAGUGAAGUUCUGACAACUUCUGGUGUAGAACCAUCUAUCAAAUGUCCUAUAACAGGUAAGAUGAUUCCUGAGCUGAAAUUCGAUAAUCAUCUCAAGGUCCUUUUGCGUGAUCCAAGGUACAAACAAGAACAGGAAAAUUUUGUCCGUAAGAAUUUCUCAUAUGCAUCGAACUUAACUACAGAUCAAGUUUACGAGAACAUCAAGAGGAUAGUAAGGAAAAGAGAUAGUGACAGUGAUCAACCACAAAAGAAGAGACCUCAAAUUGGCCCACAAUAG
Scheffersomyces stipitis CBS 6054 is the source of this 1230-nucleotide messenger RNA. RefSeq lists its product as uncharacterized. Gene Ontology annotation, cellular component: U2 snRNP; catalytic step 2 spliceosome; U2-type prespliceosome. Gene Ontology annotation, molecular function: RNA binding. Gene Ontology annotation, biological process: regulation of alternative mRNA splicing, via spliceosome; mRNA cis splicing, via spliceosome. The coding region runs from base 1 to 1230 and encodes 409 amino acids. The record is from RefSeq and is a predicted model, not a curated record. The transcript has a single exon. NCBI's taxonomy places the organism in Eukaryota, Fungi, Ascomycota, Pichiomycetes, Serinales, Debaryomycetaceae.